Molecule: messenger RNA, 696 nt
Organism: Trichomonas vaginalis G3
Lineage: Eukaryota; Parabasalia; Trichomonadida; Trichomonadidae
Product: protein of unknown function, DUF4106 family
Exons: 1
Coding region: 1-696 (231 amino acids)
Source: RefSeq, a predicted model, not a curated record
AUGGCUGCACAACAACAAGAACUAGAUGAGAAGAACCCAUUCUAUGAGUUAGUUGUCAUUUGUAGUACUUCUGGUCAAUUUGACCAAACCGUCAAUUCGUUCAAAGAUAUUAUAAAGAAGUCUAAGUUAGUAUGUAUAAAGGAUACUGAGUUGUUAGAUUGGAUAAAGAAGUACCAAAGAAGAGUUUUGAAGUAUAAUGCUAUAAAUGAGUAUAUAAAUUCUAAGUUUAAAGACCCAAAUGAGGAAAUGCAGAGAAUAUUAGAGAAGAAACACUUCAGAAACAAACAGAAAGAGAUAGAAUACAUUUCGAAGAAAUUGCAAUCUUACGAUUGGAAGACUUACCCUCAUAGAUGUCUUCUUAUCUUAGAUGACUUUGCUUCUCAUCCUUUGUUAAAGAAUAGAGAACAAGAUAUGUGUCGAAUUCUUAAGAAGCUCAGACACUUUAACAUUUCAGUUGUCAUUUGUGUACAGACAGCAAAGAGUUUAAGUAAGGAUGUUAAAAGAAUACUUACUGACAUUAUACUUUUCCCCGGAUUGUCCGAAGACGAUUUCAUGGAACUUAUGAAAGAGUCCAUGGCAGGUAAGUUUGACAGACAUGAACUAUGGGAGAAGUACAAAGUCAUACAAGACCCUCAUACUUCUUUCAGAAUUCAUAUCUACGCAAACAAAGUUCAAAUUGUAAAAAGUCAAGCUUGA